Harmonia axyridis is the source of this 1423-nucleotide messenger RNA. Its product is annotated as F-box/LRR-repeat protein 15-like. NCBI's taxonomy places the organism in Eukaryota, Metazoa, Arthropoda, Insecta, Coleoptera, Coccinellidae. The transcript has 5 exons. Gene Ontology annotation, biological process: SCF-dependent proteasomal ubiquitin-dependent protein catabolic process. Gene Ontology annotation, cellular component: SCF ubiquitin ligase complex. The coding region runs from base 62 to 1357 and encodes 431 amino acids. Gene Ontology annotation, molecular function: protein binding. The record is from RefSeq and is a predicted model, not a curated record.
CACAUUGAAAAUCAAAAAAACAUAUAAAUGACAUUAGGAAUUCCUGACAUUUUCAAGAAAUAUGAAUCAGACAAACUACCUUCCGUACUCACAGUCUUUAAACUCUUCUGUCUCAUCCUUAUUUGGUAAUGAAUUCGAGAAAACUGUAGGAGGAUUCAAUAGAUUACCACAGCAUAUCCUUUUAAAGAUAUUUUCUCAUUUAAAGGAGAAGGAUUUGCAUACAGUUCAGCAGGUUUGCCAAAGAUGGAAACAAGGUGCCCUAAAUCCUUCAUUAUGGAAAAAUCUUAAAAUUCAGAAACUCCGAACAACUGAUAGCGUCAAUAUGGCUUUACAAAAAAUCUGGAUGUUCGGUCAGUUAGAAAAAGUUUAUAUUAAGGACGUCAUAGAAGCAUCAGCUCUUCUAAGACAAGUUUAUCGGUGCUUACCGAAUUUGAAAUAUCUUAUCAUAAGAUAUUGUAAUAAUCUAAGUGCGCAAACCAUGAGAGCUGUUCUUAGGAAAUGCAAGCAACUCGAAAUGUUAGACUUGAAAGGCACAACUUUUAGAGAUAACUCUAUCUUUGAAGAAUUACCUAGACUUCCUAAUUUGAGAAUCUUGAAUUUGAGUGAUAAUGGAAACCUUACUACCAAAGAUAUGAUCGAUAUUUCACUGAAUUGUCGAAAUUUGGAAGAAUUUUAUGUAUCUUUCAUAAAAUCAGAUUCAACAAGUAAACAAUUGACAGAUGAAGAUUGCAAUUUCAUUGUAUCAAAUAUGUCGAAAAACCUGAAAGGUUUCUACAUUGAUGGGGCCACAUUAACUGACCAAUGCUUUCAGAGAAUAUUUCUUUGCCAUCAGUUAGAACAUUUGGGGUUCCAUCGAGCUUAUAACUUGACUGGGAAAACUUUUUCUGUUAUUUGGCAGUAUUUGACUCACUUGAAAACAUUAAAGUUGACCUUUGGUAAUCAAAUAAGAGAUGAAGAUGUGGAAGUUGUUUUUUUGGAUGGAAGAACUGAAAUGAGCAAUUUGGAAGUGAUUGAUUUCACAGGGUGUUGGAAGAUAAAAGACAAUGCUGUUAAGGCAAUUGCUGAGAGUUGUCCCAAAUUGAAAAAAUUGAUUUUGAAAAACUGCAAAAAUAUAACUGACGUAUCGCCUUUAAAGAAAUGUAAAGAAUUGGCAAUAUUGAAUAUAGCAUUUUGUUUGAAGCUAUCUAUUGAUAGUUGGUUACCUAUUCAAACAUCGGUUCAUACAAUAUUCAUAGAUCAUGGAGACAAUUUGAAAAAAUUGGAAGAGGAUUUGAGACAAAAUAGUAGAAAUAUUGAUGUACGACUGUGUCAUUCGCAAUUCAAAAAAAGUUUCGAAUAUUAUAGGAUCCACCAGUGAUAGACUGCUGUUUCAUAAAGAAAUGUGUGCAACUUAAUAUACAAAUAAAGUAUUUUUUGAAACAAA